AUGGCUAUGAGAGAGCACAUUGCGGGAAAUUGUUCAAGCGACUUUGCGUUGGCUGGUAACUUUCCGUUAGGUAGUCCGGAGUCUCAGUCGUACGCUUCACUCGACAGAGUACAAAAGCUUUUGCAAAGCUCAACACCAAAUGCUACUCUCUACGUCGAGGCAUACUUCCGGGUGUACAAUCCCUGUUUACCGAUCCUAGACCCCUCUUCAUUCGUAUCGAAGAUGGAGAGUAGUCACGAUACCCAAGUAGAUCCUAGCUGGCUUGCGCAGUACUUCGUAGUACUGGGCCUCGGAUCCUAUGCUUUGGCUCGCGAUGAAGUGGCUUCUUCGGAAUACUUUUACGCCAGCGAGGCUUGUUUGGCGAGAACAUCAUACAUGUUUCGUCCGACCGUCAUGCACAUUUCUACUCUAUGUUUGAUGGUUUUGGCGAAGUCGGUAGCUUAUGCAACGUGCUGGGCUCUAGAUACCAGUUGGAACGUUAUGGGUCUCGUCGUCCGCUUGUCCAUGACCAUGGUACUACACAAAGACUGGAUGCCAGGGUACAUGGAGCCGGUGAUCGCCCACGAAAGAAAACUCCGGCGGCAUUUGUGGGUGGUGGUUGUAUACCUAGAUAUACAAAUGUCCUUAAUCACUGGCCAGCAAUCGCUCUUGCCGCAGGAUGCUCUUCUGAUCAGUACAGAACCAUGCGACCCAUCCAUGUUGGAAGAUUGCUUCGACUCCGUUGUACCUCAAUCGUUUCCAAUCGUCUGUCACUUUCUGGCUCGAAUCAACUCGCAGAUUGACCAGAUUACUUACGAAGAGGUAAUCCAAUACGACCUUGAGUUACGACAGCUGAUGCGCCAAACUUCAGAUUUGCCUGGCAACGAACACUUGCGUUUAACGCUCGAUGUUUUCUUUCGUCGCGCACUGUCGGUCCUUCACGGGCACUACGCACUAGCUCAUAACGCUGCUGUCAUAUAUCCUAUCUCAUAUUGGUCGUGUCUCGACUGCAACCUUGCAAUGAUGAGGCAUCACCAAAGUCUGUCGUCAUCAUCAUCAUCGGAGCGAGGCUCAGAUUUAGGAUUGGUCGCACAACCCUAUAUGUUGGACUUUUUUGCGGCUGCACUAACGGCUUGUGUACACCUACUCUCCAUGUCUCAACCAACUGACAGCCUGCUGCCGGAUCGCUCAACUAUAUCUCGCAGUUUGGAGAAUUGCGUGAAGCUCAUCGGAAGGGAAGAGAGCAAAUCACUAUGCUUUCGCACGGGAUACCAUCUGCUCAGUGCUGUGUUUGACCUGACGUGCAAACACAGUUCAAAUGGCCAGUCUACAGUUAUGUAG
Messenger RNA from Alternaria burnsii, 1320 nucleotides. RefSeq lists its product as uncharacterized. NCBI's taxonomy places the organism in Eukaryota, Fungi, Ascomycota, Dothideomycetes, Pleosporales, Pleosporaceae. The record is from RefSeq and is a predicted model, not a curated record. Gene Ontology annotation, molecular function: DNA binding; zinc ion binding. Gene Ontology annotation, cellular component: nucleus. Bases 1 to 1320 code for a protein of 439 amino acids. The transcript has a single exon. Gene Ontology annotation, biological process: DNA-templated transcription.